AUGGCCUUCGUUGGCAGACGCCGUGAGUCGACCCCAGCUCUUGUCCUCACCCUGGCACGCUUCAUCGUGACCAUCGCGAUUGCUGUAGCACCCGUCAGAGCCUUCCAAGUCCCAGCUUUUCUGAACUGCGACGGGCCACCGUUUGCUGGGACGUGGUCUGUCUUCCGCGAAGCUGCUGUGCUGAAUGCUCGCGCGGGUUAUCCAAGAAAUGAGAGCCUGCGCGACAUGGCUGUUGAGAUUAUAAGCGACUUUGAGGAGAGUAUGAUCGGAGGAGCCAGGGCUUGGGUUGUGCAUCUGCGCACAGCUGCCACGGGUGAUGUCUUCGAGCUCAGGUCACACAGCACAGAGAAGGCGGCUUUCAUGGCGCAGGGGGCACCACAAGGCAAGCCCAGACCCCUGGCUUCGUCCUUGCAGACAUCCCCGCAGGCUAGCCGGGAUCCUCAGGAUCCAAUGGCUUUCUGCCUCUACGGCUACGUGCACGCGCUCUUCGUUGAGUACAGGCAUACUGUGCCGUUUGAGCACCCUGCAGGACCCUCCCUGACUGCAGACGACCCUCGACGGGCCACGUGCCAUGACCGACGACCACUAUUGCAAGUCGCUGAGCAGCUCCUUGGUGGAGAAACAGGUGAAACCGACUUCCUUGAGAGUUCGGAUUGGCCUUUGUCUUCGCUGGACUUGCAUCUCAGCCUGCACGCAUCGUUGGCUUUUCGAUCCUCACCAGACUGUCAUGAGACUUUUGAUCCACGACAAGUCGCCCCAAGGGCUGCUGCACAGGAGCUUCUAUACUCCCCGCAGAGAGCCGUCGCCAAUGCAUGGCGCGUAAAGCCCUUCAGCAUCGCGGCGCUUGGCCUUCACGUUGCAAGCACUUUGGAGCCGGUCGCGGCCCUUCGCGAAGCUGCGCGACGAUCUGGCAUGGAAGGCGGGCUGGGUGUGUUCUAUGCUGGACACCCCUGCUAUGGGCGGCCUGACGACAAGAUGCUGAAGCACGCCUGCAUUCACAAGUGCCAGAUGUUGGGUUCACCAUGCGAAGAUGACGAAGUCGCCGAGUUCCUGAAGCGCAUGUUCAACAGCUCUGGCUUCUAUGAGGAAGUUCCCUGGUCAGUGCCGGAGGCUUUGAGUGAGCUCAGCAGCCUGUGGCGACGGGAGCCUUCCAUCAGCAACGCCGACAUCGUCGUCUGCUCCGGCCCGAUGUCGCUGUGCUACUUGAUUGACGUCCUCGCUCCUUCGACUCCACUUGUGGUGCCGGUCUGCUCCCAGUUGCUUUGGGGAGCUCCCCCAGGCAAAGACUUUCGAGCAAUGCUCUUGGGACACGUCCGCGCCAUGACGCAAAAUCCCAGGCGAGUGGUGGUGGCCUGCAAUGUUUUUGCAGCUUCGCAGUGCCUCUACCAGACCGGUGUCAGCCUUCCGGUUGUCGAGCGUGUGGCACACUACCUCCCGCCGAGUGUGGCCUGGAAAGCCCAAGAAGCAGAUCAUUGGAAGGAGGUGUUGGUCCUGCGAGCACGCUACUGGCACCGGCUCCCGGGGCAGUACUUCAUGGAUGUCCUGGAAGCGUACUUGCGGCUCAACGAAGUCAGCCACAACUACACCUUCGUGAUGGCCGCAUCAUUCGGACCUGACGAGCUACCGCCUCAUGAGAUUGCCAACUAUCGUGCCACGGUCCUCGUCCCCAAUGACUUGACGGUCUUCGCUUUCAUCGAAGUCUACGCACUAGGUGUCCCAAUUUUCGUUCCUCACCCAUCAUGGCUUUACCGCUUGCGACGUGCUGCUCCUUUUGGAUUUCUCCAACCAGCCUUUGUGCUUCCAGAUGUGUCUGAAGUACACCGCAAGUUCAAGUACCCUCCCUUUCUCUCCGGAGAUGGUGGCCGGACCGACCUCUUUACGUUUCUGUUCUGGCAGCAAACGUCGGAGCUUCACUCCCGACCUCACGUUCAGCAGUUCGGCAGCAUCCCGGAGCUGAUCCAGCUCGCCUCCGCGGACGCUGCGGAGCUGCAUGCGAUCAGCCGAGGGAUGGCGGAGCACCUGGCACAGCUUCGCCAGAUGGCCUUGGCCUUUUGGAAGGACACCCUCAAGACUUGCCUGGAUGCUCAGACAGUUCUUACGGCGCAUACGGUUCCCACGACCGAGGGAUCCACCUCCCAUUACACACCCACACACAUCACACACUCCAUCGAUGGGUUCGAGGGGAGACUGGGUGCUGUGGGCACGAUGCUGGACUGCUCGUCGGAAGAACAUGGGGCAUGGAACGACUUUCGGCGAGCUUUUCAAAUAAAUGCAGCGUCCGGCUUCCCGAUAAACUGGGAACUCCAGGCCAUGGCGAAAGCCUUGUGGGACGCCGUUCGAACAUCUCCAGACACCCUGGCUGCUGCAUCGGCGCUGUUCCAUCAGGUUCUAAUCGGUGCGGCCGCUCCGGACUUGGUCUCGAACUCGCGACACUGCCACUACGGACUGGUGGCGGCUCUCUCCGUGCUCUCAAGGCACAGCACAGAUUCGAAAGACCCUCCCGGACAGCCCGGGGAUGGUCCGCAAGGGCAAGUGGGUCGGCAUUACAUGGAGAUGGCGCUGCGCCUGCUCGGUGGUGGCGCUGCCGCACUGGACUUCCUUGAGGACUCCCAGUGGCCCUUGUCAUCGUUGGACAUCAUUUCUUUGCAGAUGUUGAAGAGCUCCUGUCACGAUGGCUGCACCUUGGGUCACAACAUGGGCUCUGCCCAUGCCAGGGCAGUUGUCGAGAGCCUGGUGCCUUGGACAGUUCGUGGCGAGAUGUUUUUGGCCACAGAGGCGGUGGAGAAAGCAUCAAGCUCAUUACUGCUUGGGAUGUGGAAGUUGGCGGUUGUCGGAGCUCAUCCAAGCCUCUGCGCGGACAUUGCAACUGCACUACACUCUGCUUUGGAUGGGCGAUCUGAGCAUCGGUAUUUUGGAUUGAGCUGCCCGAAGCAUCAUGCGGCCUCCCAUCAUUGCAGUUUUCGCUGUGAGGUGCUUGGGCAGUGUGAGAACGACCAAAUAUUCGACCAAAUUCUGAGCCGCAUGAUGAACUGGGCUGAGUUUGAUGAGCUUGAGUACGCUGAGGAGGUCUUGCGCAAGGAGCUUCAUGGCAUCGUGAUGGCGGACAUGUUCUUGCUUCAUGCGGAUCUGCAAGUUUGCACCGGUCCGUACAUUCUCUGCUAUAUGAUGCAGCAAGUCCUGCAUACUCCCUUCCUGGUAUAUUCUGGUUUGGCCUUGACCUACUUAGCAUCCGCGGAGAAGCUUGGGGGAUUGUUGCAAUCUGCCCGCUCGGCAGCUUUGGUGGGUUCAGGUGACGAGACUGCAAGAGCGGCAUUCGUUGUGACAGACUUGGUAAGGGCGGCUCAGUUCCACCACGCCACUGACAUCUGGGUACCAGUGGUUCCUCCGCUCUCUUUAUACCAGAAGAAAGCUCAUUCAGGACAUUUCGCCCUGCAUCCCCGUGCGAUUGCACUUCGUCCAGAGCUCUGGCGUCGUGCUGCCUUCGGCCCUGCGUUUCGGGGUCUGCUCCGCUACGUCGUUCCUGGAGAAACUUUGGUGGCUUUUCAGGCACAUUAUCUUCCUUUGAGUGCAAUUCUGUCCUAUGAUGCUGCCCUGUUAAUUCCGUGGGACAAUGAUGUGAUGUCGUUCUUCGAGUUAUACCACGCUGCCAUGCCGCUGUUGUUGCCGAGCCAGAGGCUCAUGGCCAAGUGGCUCCCUGCUGUGCGGUGGGGUUCCUUGGAGUAUGACCGGGUAGCAGGUGGCGCUCCCAUGUGUUUGGCGGCCUUGGGGCAGACCAAGCAAGGGCGGCAAGCACCUUGGAUGAACCAAUCCACCUUGGCCGCUGCACUGGAAGGAGGAGCUUUGGGAUGGAUUGGGGCCACUGACUACUACCGGCUGCCUCAUGUUCUUCACUUCGACUCCGUCGUAUCUAUUGGAGGCUUGAUGCAGGGGCCACUGCUCCGUGAGGCGAGUAUGAAGAUGAGGACAUCGAGCCAAAGAGUCCGAACACACGCUCUGGCUUUCUACAGCAGCGUUCUGCUGCGCUUGCUCGGAGAGAGGCCUCUGGAAGCGAGCAUCCAAGCGUUUCAAGCACGACGUCAGGCACGGCAAGGGCGAAGUCUGAACGUGGAAGAACGGCAAAGCCGACAUUGGCAGCAACUUCCAGAAGGAGGUACUUGCCGGCAGGGCUUCAUCACACAGGCUGACUUCGCACAGGCUGAUGCGGUGGCGUCAGCCCACUUGGGGCUCAACCAGUGCCUUCAACUCUGCGAUGAGACUGCUGGCUGUGUAAUUGCGGCUUUCAACGGCCUCACCUGCAUGGUGUAUGGCGAGGAAUGUGAGCCUGCCAAUCUGCGUCGUGAAGGAGACCGUGAGCUGUAUGUUGCUUGGAAGCGCAAAUGA
Symbiodinium natans is the source of this 4380-nucleotide messenger RNA. The record is from the annotation of a GenBank genome assembly. NCBI's taxonomy places the organism in Eukaryota, Dinophyceae, Suessiales, Symbiodiniaceae.